AGUUGACCACUCAAAGAACAGCACGGCUGGACCUGAAUGCUGAAACCACCACAACAACACGGCAAAAUGAAUUGCAGCUCAAAAAAUAGCCCGGCAGGACUUUGAUGCAGAAAGUUAUAGGUGAAGAAGCAUAGACGUUGAGAACACAAGAUGUCAGAAAUUUUGACUGCGUUGGUUGAGGUCUCGGAAAAAUCUGCCAACCUCGCUCGUGGAUGCAAACAGGAGGAAGCGCUCUUCCAGCUUUUGGUACAAGAAAAACUAGGGGACGAGAAGAAUAAGAAAUUUGUCAACGAUUUCAAAACGCUGGCUGAUGUGUUGGUCCAAGAAGUUAUCAAACAUGACAUGGGAAAGAAAUUUCCAGGACUUGAGGAUCACAUCUUUGGUGAAGAAUCAAAUGAAUUCACCAAUAGUCUAGGAGAGAAGAUUAAAGUUAACAUCUGUGGGACGGAGAGUGAAACUGCGUUGUUGCUGAGCAAAGUGCUGGAUGGUAACAUGACAGCAGCUGGAGUGUUGGCUAAGAUUGUUCAUCACAACGUCUCCAUUGUAGAUCCAGCGCUGGAGAAAGUGAAGGCAGUGAUUCCCCAGGACACAAUAGCAAUGUGGGUGGACCCCAUAGAUUCAACAUUUCAGUAUAUAGAAGGACUUGCUGACGAGAAGCCUACAGAUGGAAUUUAUGCCAAGGGUCUUCAAUGUGUAACCAUUCUGAUCGGAGUGUAUGACAGAAAUACUGGGCUACCCAUAAUGGGUGUUAUUAACCAGCCCUUCAUAGCCCGCGAUCCAGAAACUCUCAGAUGGAGAGGGCAGUAUUUCUGGGGGAUCUCUUAUGGGGAGACCAAAAUAUGCUCACUGCAUUUUCAGGAUCAGAGUGCAAAUGCUGCUCUCGGUAAUGAUCACCUCAGCAACCGGAAGCAGAAUGAAGAUCACCAAGCAGAAAGCAAUGGUCUAUCAGUGGUUAUGAGCACGAGUGAAAAUGAAAACAUCAAGCGAGCACUGUCUCUUCAACGGUUGUACUACGCGGCAGGAGCUGGCUACAAGUGCCUAUGUGCUGUCCAAGGCUUUGCCAGUCUCUAUCUUUUCUCUGAAGAUACUACUUUCAAGUGGGACUGCUGUGCACCUCAUGCUAUACUGAGAUCCUUGGGAGGAGGAAUGGUAGACUUCAGAGAAUGCUUGAAGAGAAAAAAGAAUGGCAGCUUGCAUGAGCUUCCUGAGUUAGUCUACAAUGCCCCAGUGGAUAGGGCCAAAGGAGCAGAGAGAUGGGCUAAUAAGGGAGGUUUGGUGGCAUUUCGCUCUCCCAAACACUUAGAUACCAUUAUGAAUAUAAUUUCAGAAUUAAACCUCUGAUAACGAUUACCUCAGGGGUUUUGACUAUUUUUCAGUUUCAGUGGAAACAGCGUUUCCAGUAAAGAAUGGAUAAGUAGGUUGUUAAAAAUAAUGCAUUAAAAAAUUACAGUAUGUGCCUCAGGUUCUGUCUUCGUAUGUUUCAGCUAGCAACUUAACAAAGCAGAGCAACUGGAACUCAGAUAUUAUAGGGUGAGUGCACAGAACCGAAAUUCAAAAUUCAUUUCAGCAAGAAAUAAUUAAUACUAGUGUACAGUGUAGUUUAAGCCUCAAAGCUACAGUUAUAUUCAAGUGCUGUGCAGCUGCUUAACACUAUAAAAUUAAGUUUUUGAUUUUUUUAAAUAUGCAUAUUUUUCAUGACAACCCAGGUUUCAGUAACUGCCCCAAACUGAUUCUGAAUAGAGACUAAGCAAUGUAAAGGGCUGGACUGUAUUUUGUUUUAAUUCACAGUGGUGUCUGGAUCAAGUAAGAUAUUCUAGUUUUUAUAUUCUCUUUGUUUGCAGGUAGUUGACCUUCUACACCCAAAUGUAGGUAAGCUUCAUAAUAGGUGGGUUUCAAUAACGACAGAAGAUUCAGACUAAUUCAACGGUAUCAACCAAAUGGGUCAAAUUGAAUUCCGUCCCCCCCUUUUCUGCUUGUCCUUAUAAUCUUCUCCCUUCCAGCAUCCCCCAGUUCUGACGAAAGGUCAUUGACCUGAAAUGUUAA
This is a messenger RNA of Callorhinchus milii (elephant shark), 2043 nucleotides long. It is a transcript of the gene inpp1, whose product is annotated as inositol polyphosphate-1-phosphatase. The transcript has 6 exons. Gene Ontology annotation, molecular function: inositol-1,4-bisphosphate 1-phosphatase activity. The coding region runs from base 151 to 1341 and encodes 396 amino acids. The record is from RefSeq and is a predicted model, not a curated record. Gene Ontology annotation, biological process: phosphatidylinositol phosphate biosynthetic process. Lineage: Eukaryota; Metazoa; Chordata; Chondrichthyes; Chimaeriformes; Callorhinchidae.